Molecule: messenger RNA, 1888 nt
Organism: Cervus elaphus (red deer)
Lineage: Eukaryota; Metazoa; Chordata; Mammalia; Artiodactyla; Cervidae
Gene: PRKX
Product: protein kinase X-linked
Exons: 9
Coding region: 566-1405 (279 amino acids)
Biological process (GO): protein phosphorylation
Molecular function (GO): ATP binding; protein serine/threonine kinase activity
Source: RefSeq, a predicted model, not a curated record
AUACUGGGAAAAAAAAAAAAGUUCUUCCUUACUACAAAUGGGAAACACGAUGAGCAACAGAUGGGGCUGGAGGUGGGCGUGUGUGCGCAGUGGGGAAGGUAUCCAUGACCACUUGAGGCUGUCAGGCGGUUCAGGAGUGUCCACCACUAAUCACCACCUCCACCAGGCCUGCCCCUCCCUGACGCCGGACGGGCAGAACCAGUUCUGGGUGUUACAGGAUGGCCCCAGGCCCAGGGCUGCUCCUGGAUAAGCUGCAAAAGCUUCCCUUCUGAGGAGGAGCUUCUGGCCCCGGCAUGCACCCUUAGACACGCAGCUCUGAGCCACGGGUCUCGGAGUACAGACGUCGGGCGGGCAGCCGCGUGGAAUCCCGGAAACCAAGCUCGUAUCCACCCGGGCGAGGGAGACGCGGGUGAUGGAGGGGAGGCUUGUUUGCAAGGAGCCUUUAGAGUGUCGCCUGAUUUGACAUCACGAGUCCAUUUACCUCCCUUUUUUUGGGACAGGGACGUUCGGGCGCGUGCAGCUAGUCCAGGAGAAGACGAGCAAGCAUUUCUUCGCCCUGAAGGUGAUGACCAUCCCCGACAUCAUCCGCCUGAAGCAGGAACAGCACGUCCACAAUGAGAAGUCGGUGCUCAAGGAAGUCAACCACCCGUUCCUGGUCAAACUGUUCUGGACGGGCCAUGACGACCGCUUCCUCUACAUGCUGAUGGAGUUCGUGCCGGGCGGCGAGCUCUUCAGCUAUCUGCGGAACCGCGGCCGCUUCACCAGCAACACCGGGCUGUUCUACGCGGCCGAGAUUGUCUGCGCCAUCGAGUACCUGCACUCCCGGGACAUCGUCUACAGGGACCUGAAGCCGGAGAACAUCCUGCUAGACAGGGACGGCCACGUCAAGCUCACCGACUUUGGGUUCGCCAAGAAGCUGGUGGACAAGACGUGGACCCUCUGCGGGACCCCCGAGUACCUGGCCCCCGAGGUCAUUCAGAGCAAGGGCCACGGCCGAGCGGUGGACUGGUGGGCGCUCGGCAUCCUGAUAUUCGAGAUGCUGUCAGGGUUUCCUCCGUUUUUCGAUGACAACGCCUUUGGCAUUUAUCAGAAGAUUCUUGCUGGCAAGAUAGACUUCCCCAGACAUUUGGAGUUCACUGUCAAAGACCUCAUCAAGAAACUGCUUGUUACCGACAGGACGAAAAGACUGGGAAACAUGAAGAACGGAGCCGAGGACGUCAAACAGCACCGGUGGUUCCGGCUCGUGGACUGGGGCGCGGUCCCCGAAAGGAAGCUGAAGCCCCCCAUCGUCCCCAAGCUGUGCGGUGAAGACGAUACCUCCAACUUCGAGGCGUAUCCCGAGAACGACUGGGCUUCUGCCCCGCCCGUGUCACAGAAAGAGCUGGAUGUCUUCAAGAAUUUCUGAGCUCGGGACUCCCCCGCCUGGAAGACACAGGGUGAUCUGAGCCUGCCGGGACACACAGUGGCCCCCGCCAUGGGUCAGGGUCGGCCCCCAUGGCCAGCCCGAGGAAGCAUCUUCUUCUUGGAGGAAGGAUAUUUCCACCUUUGUAUAUGCCCGGAUGUGUAUAAAGAGAUUGCAGAGCUGUUGACGUUCGUGGCCCUGGAAUUAUUUAAUCUACUGGAAAUCGACUGCACAGUAGGACACUUUGAACAUUUCAUUUGGUUGUAGGUUUUCUGCUUUUUAGCCCUGUGUGUUCCUACUGGAAUAUCUUGGUUUCGUUUUUUUUUUGUUUUUCCCUCAUAGACUUGACUUUUUAUGUUUGAGCUGAACUUGUUCAGAUUUAACCACAAAUUGUGUGUGUGUGUGUGUGUGUGUGCGUUUGCUCAUGUCUGUGUAUAAAAAAGGCGGUAUGCUUGGAGCUCAGAAAUUGUGUAGUGAUGUACAUGU